Trypanosoma theileri is the source of this 1080-nucleotide messenger RNA. RefSeq lists its product as uncharacterized. Bases 1 to 1080 code for a protein of 359 amino acids. The record is from RefSeq and is a predicted model, not a curated record. The transcript has a single exon. Lineage: Eukaryota; Euglenozoa; Kinetoplastea; Trypanosomatida; Trypanosomatidae.
AUGGUGUUACUGUACCGUGUGUUGAUUUUACUGGCUUUACUUAUGAGCUUUGCCACUGUGUUUACUAUGGCAGAAGAUGUGGAAUCUCGUGUGGAGGAUCGGGAACCUACUUUACUCAAUAGUGAAGAGUCUCGUUGUGUUGGUGAUGAUGCUCUUGGUUCUUCUGGUACUGCAUGUUCUUCUGUUCCUCUUCCACUUGCUCAACCACAAGCAGAACCUCGUGGUCAAGGAAAAUCUGUUGGAGGUGUUCCUGAUCCUCAAGGUAGUCUCAGUGAAGCAGGUAAACAUCUUGGUGGUAUAGGUCCUAGUGUUGGUGUUACUCCGGCUUUGGCCGGUCCUUCUGGUUCUCAUGAUCCUUCUACAGUUUCUCUUUCUGAAUCUCAAAGUGGUAGUGGAAGAAGCGGUCAAGGUGGUCACGUCCACCCAUCCUCUGUAGAUCAGGAUGCACCUAGCAGAGAUAGUCAAACACUGAAAGAUUCUUCUCGGGAUCUUCAACAUCAAGAGACAGAAGCAGUGCAAAACAAAGAGAUACCUAACCUGGAUCCAGAGAGAAAAGAAGGGCCUCAUAAGCCCGCAGAAAAUGAACCUGGUCGUGGAGACCCCGUACAACCCACAAAAGAAAAAGAUAGUAAACAAUCUCUUCAUCCUGCACAAGCUUCUGCUGGAUCAGUUACUCCCACAUCUCCUACUACUGAGGAGCUUGUUGGUGUCCCUACAGCUGAAGGUGAACGUGGCGAUAACGGCAACAUUGCAGGAGUUGAAAGUGAAACAGCAACACAACCUUCUGCUGACUCGCCUAACACUUCAGCCGCAGGGAGUUCCGGUGUUUCUGACGCUCCAACGAAUGAGAAUAAUACUUCAUCUGCAGAGAGUGAAUCAACAAACAACCAAAAUGAAGAAGGUGUUACAGGAAAUAAAGAUACCACCACCACCACUACAACAGCAACAACAACACUUCCUCCUGAGACAGCAAACAACAAGAAGGGUGAUGCAGACAGCAGCAGCAGUAUGAGCAGUUCUGUGUGGGUACGUGUGCCACUACUGAUUGUGGUUACACUGGCCUGUAUUCUUGUGUGCUGA